AUGGAGUUUCCAGAUCUUGGAAAACGAUGCACACACAAGGACUGCGAACAAUUGGAUUUUUUGCCAAUCGAAUGCACUAAAUGUCAAGGUGUAUUUUGUAUGGACCAUUCAGAAUUCUCCAAUCAUUCUUGUUCCCAUGUCGAAAAUACAGAAAGCCGAACAAAACAAGUAAGAAGUAUUGGGUAACCGAUAAUACUUUUUCUUACAGAUAUAUAGGUAUACGGGGUAAUCAAUUUGGUGCAAACAGCUCUACAAUUUUACACUUUUGUUAUUUUUAGGGAUAAAACCACUACCUACUUAUAAUUUUAAAAUGAUACCUAUGUUUAAAAUUCUACUAAUAGAUAAAGUAUUAGAUAAAAUAAAUUUUGAUAUUGAAAUUUUUGAUUUCCAUCAGAUCGUUGACAAGAUAUGUAUGCCACUUUUCAGUUUAGGUCAGUUUAGGGAGAGUAGUGAAGAAUCAUUUUUCGCACGGCAUGCGGUGUUUUAAUAAUGCACAGUAAAAUUACCUUCUCCUGACCCAAAUUUAAAAAUAAAAUAAUUUGUCAACAGAAUUACGGAAAUAAAAAAUGUUAACACCAAACUUUAUUUUAAUUAAUACUCAAUUUAUUUAUGAAAUUUUAAGUACAGGUUAUCAUUUAAAAAAUGGUUUGAAAAUCAAAAAUAUAUAGUGGUUUUAUAAUCAAAAAUAAGGGCGACGAAAAAUAACAUUAAUGUAAAAUUUUAGAGCUGCUUUUUUCUUAAAUUUUCUAUAAAAUAAUUUUGGAAAAGUUAAUCAUUUCUGAGAUAAUAUGAGUGUUACCCUAGAUUGAUCACUCUGUAUUAUUUAUGGUAAACCAAGCAAUUGCCUAAGUAGAAAAUAAUACAAUUAAAAACUCAUUCUACCUUAAAACUAGUACACAUGGAUCUUAUCGUUCAACAGAAGAACAAAGUAUUAUCAUUAUAUUUAUUUUGCUGGAAGUUAGUUCAUUAGUUGUAUGAUGUAGGGUAAAAAUGGUGUUUUAUGACGUGUAAUGCAAGAAGGGACUUAAAAUAAAUGACAACAAAAUUAAGGAGUUUAUAACUCAUGAAAUGAGUUUUUUAAGAAAAGUAGUGUUAGUUAGGUGCUGGCAAUCAACACGAGAUAGGAGAUUUAGUUAUAAGAGGAUUGGCUGAUGUUCGUGGGGCAAGCACUACCUUUUUGAAACAGGCUUUAAAGUAUAGACUACAAAACGUCUUCUGGACACAUACAUACAAUCUGAAAAAUGCCUAGCUACCAUGUCUUGGAUGUCUCAUACAACUGAGUCAUAUUCCAAAACUUGCCACACAAAGGCGCAACAAAAAGAAUUUAAUACAUUUAUCUUCUUAAACUUUUUGGAUUUUAAAAAAUGUUCAUGUCUUGAAAAUAUUGUGGCAUGACAGUGAAAAAUGAUUAGAAUAUUAAAUGUCUUUGCCAGAGGAAACUUGGUUGUUUAAAAGCACUAAUGACUGCGUUGCAAUAUUUUAUUUAUUAAUUGUCUGAUUUUAGGCGACAACUUGGUACGAAUGCACAUUCAAUGGUUGCAAUACAAAAUAUGGCUGUGAAAUGCAAUGUAUUAAAUGCCUUCAACAUUUCUGUCUCCUCCAUAGACAUCAUGGCUGUUUUGAUGAACUCACAACAAAAGAGACAAAGAAACUUUUAAGAGAAGCAGCCAAGAAAUCUCAAAAUCAAUUUUCAAUUGUUAAAGAAGAAGCUGAUAAAAAGGUACCUGUUUGAAUCUGAAUCUUCAUUUUAAUUAUAAUUGAUAAUUUCAUUAUUUAUUUACAUAGAUUGAAGCUACGCUACGGCAAGCAGAACUACAACCUCAAAAGAAAGGUAUGGUCCAACAAAUUCGUCUAAUGAAACUCAAAGGGAAAGCGUUGGGUGACAAUAAAAUACCAAUGUCAGAUAGAAUUUAUUUUUCUAUCCAUCCACCAUUCAAAAACAACCAAAUUAUUCCAGCUGUACCCUUAUUUACUAGUAAAAAUUGGACAAUUGGACGGACUAUAGAUUUAUUUGCUUCGCGAUUGAAAAUUGAAAAUUCAAAUAACAAACUCAAUUCUCUUAAACUACAUUUAUUCAAACUUAAUGAUGGUAAACACAUAUCAGAAACAAUGGAACAUGCAUUUUCUGAUUUGAUUUCAAAGGAGAUUAUUAACAAUGGCGAUUCGUUAAUUCUUGAUUAUAUUAGCCCUAAAAUAAAACCUGAAAUAGAAUCAGACAAAUUAUUGCAAUACCAACUCUCAAAUGUAUAA
Molecule: messenger RNA, 2250 nt
Organism: Cinara cedri
Lineage: Eukaryota; Metazoa; Arthropoda; Insecta; Hemiptera; Aphididae
Source: the annotation of a GenBank genome assembly